UCUCCCACCUUUCCCUUGAAACCCAUCAGCUUUCUUUUUCCCCCGUUAUCGUCACCUUCAAACAAAUUGGUAAACCCUAGCUAGGGCCAUUUACUUUCCAAUUCGAACCCUAAAAAAAUUCCCAAAUCUCGAUUCUCUUCUCUUCUCCACUCCAAAUUCUUUCCUCUUCCCUUACUAUUUAUAUUUUCUAUCUCUUACUGCAGACAACCGAACCCUAGAAAUCUCCUGCUUCCCCAAUUUUCAAUCUUCGUUAUCCAAUUCCGUUAUUUCCAAUCAUUCCGCUCCCAACGGUUUCGUUUAAUUUCACUAUGAACCUAUGCAUGCAAACUUUUUCCCUUUUUUGUUUUAAAAAAAAUUGAAUUUGAAUAAUUAAGUUGAUUUUGCCUUUGCAUUUUGCUUUUCUUGUUUCUUUUCUAGUUUGUUGGUUUCGAUGUGGGAUGAGUGAGUUGAUUGAGAGAGCUGAGUGGGGAGAGAAAAAAUGAGUAGGCUAUCGUUUAGGCCACGCCCAUUGGACAUACACAAGAAGCUACCGAUUGUUAAGUCAGUAAAAGACUUCGAAGACGAUGAGAUUCCUACUUCCGCUACUCGUAACUCUCAAAUGCUCCGCCUUGCUUCUGCCGAGGUAGAUAACGAGGUACAGCAAACCCCUACCAAGAAACAUGCUCCCGAAAUACCUACACCUCAGUUUGUUGUUGUGGAUACAUAUGAAAGAGAUUAUUCUCGCACAUUCUUUCAACCAACAUCCUAUCUACGUGCAAGGGGAGCCCGGGCUGAGAUUGGAGAGUUUGUUGAGUACGAUCUAGAUAAUGAGGAUGAAGAUUGGCUUCAAGGGUACAACAAAGAUAAGAAGAUUCUUGCAUCUGAAAAGCUGGAGAGUCUUCUUUUUAAGUUGGAGGUGUUGGAUCAUAAAGCUCGGGAAAGAGCAGGAGUUAUAACACCAACUCUUGUUUCACCAAUUCCUGUGCUUUUGACAAUGGAUGCUGCUAUUGAGGCUUUGCAAUCUCAGUCCAUCAAAUAUGGAGUCUUCCAGUCGGUUUAUAACUAUUGGAAAGAAAAGCGUGAACGGUGGCAGAAGCCUAUUUUACGGCGUUUACAGCCUCCUCCUCCAGUUAACGAUAACAACCCCUAUAAUGUCUUUAGGCCCAGGGAGAAAGCUCACCGACUUCACACGAGAAGGAUGCAAAGGAGGGAAAACAAUGUGCAGUCAUUUGAAAAGCUUCGCCAGGUCAGACGCAAUCUAGACCAAGCCAAAACCUUACUUGAGGCUUUGAUUAAGAGAGAAGAGAAGAAAAGAGAUGUUAUGGAGAGUGAAGUUAGCCUUCGGAGGAUCCAAAUGAAGUACAAGUAUGAAACUGAGCUCCUUGAAGAUAUUACACUUCCUGGUUUUGCACCAAUAUCUGGCAAGUUUGGUUCAAGUGAAGAUGAGUUUAUGGACUCAGAUGACCUUGCAAACAGCCGUCCACGUACACGACCUGCUGCAGUUCAGAAUCCACCUCUAGCAGACUCUAAUGUGGCCAUGGUUCCUGCUGGAAACAUUAAGCAAGAGUUUCGUCGUCGACAUAUGCUGCAUGGAUGGCUCCAUAAACUGGAUCCUAUUGAGCCAGUUUUGUUGUUCACAAAACCUCUUGUUCCAGAUAAGCUGGCAGCUGCUGGCAUUGUACCCCCAUCUGAUACUUCAACAACAAAAAACGGUGCAUCUACACCACCCUAUAAAUUUCAUGGAAGGAUGGGCCGUGGGGGCCGAAUAGUAUUUGAUAGAUGGAAUCCUCUGAUGCAUACUCCGAUCGAUUGCGGUAACUCAUAUUACAUCCCACCCAAGCCCCGGCCUUCAACAUAUAACUAAAUUAGGUACUUUGCUUGGUCCCUCCACUGCCGAGGCAGGAGAUUCCAUUGUAAAGAAAUUCAAUUGAUGUUUAUUGUAAUGAUAUUACAGUGGGACUGAGCAAGUUGGGUAGGUUGGUGAAUGCUUUUUGGGCCCUGUCCCUGCGCAGGGGCUUCACAUCUGUGUAUCCAAUUUUUUUUGCAAUAUAUUUAAGGCCGGAGUUUGUUCUUUCA
This is a messenger RNA of Theobroma umbraticum, 2055 nucleotides long. RefSeq lists its product as uncharacterized. The record is from RefSeq and is a predicted model, not a curated record. Lineage: Eukaryota; Viridiplantae; Streptophyta; Magnoliopsida; Malvales; Malvaceae. Gene Ontology annotation, cellular component: NuA4 histone acetyltransferase complex. Gene Ontology annotation, biological process: regulation of transcription by RNA polymerase II.